Pyrus x bretschneideri (Chinese white pear) is the source of this 3535-nucleotide messenger RNA. RefSeq names its product receptor protein kinase TMK1. Gene Ontology annotation, biological process: protein phosphorylation. Gene Ontology annotation, molecular function: protein binding; protein kinase activity; ATP binding. The record is from RefSeq and is a predicted model, not a curated record. Lineage: Eukaryota; Viridiplantae; Streptophyta; Magnoliopsida; Rosales; Rosaceae.
AGACAUGCACAAACACAAUAAGGAAACAUUAAUCCUAAUUAAGACAUGCAUCCAACAUUUCCAAUCUUUCAUAAAGAUCCGCCUUUGGUGGUUGCAACUUGCUCUGAAAGCUUGUCUUGUUUUCGUUCGAAAAAGCAAAAAAAAUAAAACAAAGCUAAAGCUUAAACCUUUGGGGUUUUUAAUUCCAUUUUUAAUCAAUAUUUUCCAAUAACUACUCGCAGUUGGUCGUGGUCUUCAAGUAAAAUCCGAAUUCCUUCGCCUUUUUUGUCAAUUGGGUUCCAAGAUUUCACAAGGGCAGUCCACCAAAAUCGCCAUUGAUGCUUGCAUAAAGCUUCUUCUCCACAGCUUUCUGGGUUUUCUUCAAUGCUACUUCUGAAGCUGCAGAUCUGCCAUGGAAGAACACCAUAGUGCUGCAGCAAAGCUUGCUCUCUCACUCCUGCUUCUCUCACUUGCUUCACUUGCUCUGAGCGCUACAGACCCGAACGACCUAGCAAUUCUCAACCAGCUGAGAAAAAACCUGCAAAAUCCAGAGCUCCUGGAGUGGCCGGAAAAUGGCGACGACCCAUGUGGGGCCAGUUGGCCCCACGUCUUCUGCGCCGGUUCGAGAGUGUCCCAGAUUCAAGUCCAGAACCUUGGCCUGAAGGGUCCUCUGCCCCAGAACUUGAACCAACUCACUGAGCUCUCAAACAUUGGCCUCCAGAGGAACCAGUUCAGUGGGCCCAUCCCUUCCCUCAAAGGGCUGUCCAAGCUCCGGUUUGCUUACUUGGAUUUCAACAACUUCACUUCGAUUCCUGUCGACUUCUUCGAAGGCCUCGAUUCUCUUGAGGUUUUGGCGUUGGACGGCAACACUUUGAAUGCCACGACAGGCUGGAAUUUCCCUCCUCAGCUGGGGAACUCGGCGCAGUUGCAGAAUCUUAGUUGCAUGAGUUGUAAUUUGGCCGGUCCGUUGCCCGAUUUCGGGAACAUGUCGUCCUUAACGGUUUUGCAACUGUCGGGCAACGGACUGUCCGGCGGCAUCCCGCCGAGCUUUAAGGGCCUGAAUUUGCAGAUUCUUUGGCUAAACAACCCAACCGGCGACGGAUUGAGUGGUCCGAUUGAUGUUCUGACCACAAUGGUGCAGCUCAACAGCUUGUGGCUUCACGGGAACCAGUUUUCCGGCGUGAUUCCGGACAGCAUUGGUAAUUUAACUUCUUUGAAAGAUCUCAAUCUUAAUCAAAACCGAUUUGUUGGUUUAGUUCCUGAUGGUUUGGCUAAUUUGGCACUUGAUAGAUUGAUCUUGAACAAUAAUCAUUUGAUGGGUCCAAUCCCGAAAUUCAAAGCUCGCAAUAAGAGUUUUGAUAUGAAUGCGUUUUGUCAAUCUACUCCCGGGGUUCCUUGCGCCGCGGAGGUUAUGGCACUCAUCGAGUUCCUUGACGGGUUGAAUUACCCUUCAACGCUUGUUUCUAAGUGGUCUGGUAAUGAUCCGUGCGGGUCGUGGUUGGGAGUGAGUUGUGGGAACAAUGGGAAGGUGUCUGUUAUAAAUCUGCCCAAGUAUAAUCUGAAUGGUACCUUGAGUCCUUCGGUUGCGAACUUAGAAUCUCUUGUUCAAAUUAGGCUUCAGAAUAACAAUUUGCAAGGUUUUGUUCCUGACAAUUGGACUAGCUUGAAAUCCUUGACUGAGUUGGAUCUUAGUGGGAACAAUAUUUCCCCUCCAUUGCCGAAAUUCAGUAGCACUGUCAAAGUUUCCGUUGAUGGGAAUCUUUUGUUUAAUGGUAAUCCAUCUGCGGCGGGUGCUGCACCAAAGGGUAGCCCUUCUUCAUCGACAGCACCAAAGGAUAACCAUUCCUCGUCGACAGGCUCAGGCUCUCGUGUCAAUGGUACUUCUGAACCAAACCAACAAAAAGGAUCGAAAAGGUCUAGCAUUAUUUUUAUUGUAGCUCCGAUUGCAAGUGUUGCUGCUAUUGCUGUUUUGCUUGUACUUCCUUUAUCUAUGUACUGCUGUAAGAAGAGAAGAGACGCAAUCCAGAAUUCAAGUUCACUUGUAAUUCACCCGAGAGAUCCAUCUGAUCCGGAUAAUAUGGUUAAGGUUGUUGUUGCCGAUAAUACCCAGGGAAGCGCUUCUACGGUUACAGGGAGCUCUGCAAGCAGAAACAGUAGUGGUAGAGCUGAGUCUCAUGUCAUUGAAGCUGGGAAUCUCAUCAUAUCAGUUCAAGUUCUUCGAAAUGUGACAAAGAAUUUCGCCCCAGAAAAUGAGUUAGGCCGUGGUGGCUUUGGGGUGGUUUACAAGGGAGAAUUGGAUGACGGGACAAAAAUAGCAGUGAAAAGAAUGGAGGCUGGUGUGAUUAGCAACAAAGCGUUGGAUGAAUUCCAGUCUGAAAUUGCAGUUCUGUCAAAGGUUAGACACCGUCAUUUGGUAUCACUUUUGGGUUAUUCCGUUGAAGGAAAUGAGAGAAUGCUCGUCUAUGAAUAUAUGCCUCAAGGGGCUCUGAGCAGGCAUCUUUUCCAUUGGAAGACCUUCGAAUUAGAGCCACUCUCUUGGAAGAGGAGGCUAAACAUUGCCUUGGAUGUUGCUAGGGGGAUGGAUUAUCUUCACAAUCUAGCUCACAAAAGCUUCAUACACAGAGAUCUUAAAUCAUCAAAUAUCUUACUUGGUGAUGAUUUUAAAGCAAAAGUUUCGGAUUUUGGAUUGGUGAAACUGGCUCCUGAUGGUGAAAAAUCUGUUGUGACCAGGCUUGCCGGGACUUUUGGUUACUUAGCACCAGAGUAUGCUGUGACGGGAAAAAUCACAACAAAAGUAGAUGUCUUCAGUUUCGGGGUUGUGUUAAUGGAGCUAUUAACCGGAAUGCUGGCACUAGAUGAGGAUAGACCUGAAGAAAGCCAAUACUUGGCUGCAUGGUUCUGGCACAUAAAAUCGAAUAAGGAGAAACUCAUGGCUGCUAUUGACCCAACUCUUGAUAGAAAAGAAGAAACAUUUGAGACCAUUGCUAUAAUUGCAGAACUUGCUGGGCACUGCACUGCAAGGGAACCCAGCCAAAGACCGGAUAUGGGCCAUGCCGUGAAUGUAUUGUCCCCACUUGUUGAAAAAUGGAAACCUGUUGAUGAUGAGAAUGAGGAGUAUUCUGGGAUUGAUUAUAGCCAGCCGCUUAACCAGAUGGUGAAGGGUUGGCAGGACGCAGAAGGAAAGGACUCCGGUUAUCUGAGCCUGGAAGACAGCAAGGGGAGUAUACCGGCAAGGCCAACUGGCUUUGCAGAGUCUUUUACUUCCGCUGAUGGUCGGUAAAGGAGGUACUUUUGUUCGGUUCAUUUUCCUUUCUAGAGGUUGUUUUUCCAUCCUCUGUUAGGUGUAGAUAGUAUGUUGUGUUAUGAUAUCUGCUUGGGGAUUAAAUGUCAAUAUAUAUUUUGUGAUGUUGGUUUUGAGUUGGAGAUUUUGGUAGAGAUCUCCCGUGUAAGCUAUGAUAUAUUCCGCUUUUAAGAUUUUACGCGCUAAUGCUGUAGAUAAAGCGCAAUUAUGAACGAGAACUGGUUCCUUUUGCUCUUAAUCUUUUACUUUAAAUUC